UCCCCGUUACGUACUUCUGGUUUCGCUAACGAAUGGGUUUAAUGCUAAUUUGCUCUGUGCAAUACUGCUGAGACAACUGUAGGUUAUUCAAAAUCCAUAAAGUGAAAAAUAUUUGUUUUAUGACUUAUUAACUUUCUCCAGGAAUUUUAUUUUGGAACCUUUUGGAACUUCGCUCUUAACAAGUUUUGAAAGCUGUCCCCCACAUCUUUAAAAAGUAGUUAAAACUAUCUCUGUCUUGACCCUGCGUCCUAAGAAUUUUAAGACUGUAGGACGACACUUUGCCAUCCUACAUAAGUCUUAAUCUUAUAAAACCGGGGACGUUUAGCUACAGAAACAGUUAUUGCAUUUUAUUGCUGAAGUGUCCUAGCUGUGAUGACAGUACGUGUGUGCUAUAGUUAAGUAGGGUUGAAAUUGCAGCCAUUUCGUAGUUGGUAAAUAGAGUAGUAGACGUACUACCACUCCGUCGCAACAGAGGGCGCUAAAGGGAGCACGAGAUAUUUUUAUCUCCGCACCUGAUUGGUCUAUUCGUGUUCUCUCCGGUCGGCGGUUUGUUUGUAUCGAACUGCCGCGGUUACCGUGCGAGCUGUACGGAACCGGCGGGUUUACUUCCCGUAAUUACACCCCCACGUACAACUCUUGAGCUAACCUUAGAUAUCCGAACGACCGGGUGGUGGCAGAAUGGAUGAAUCUGCGAAACGUUUGCUGCAGCGACUCAUGCGACGGAUACCGACUACGACGCUGCGCAGCGCGCUGGAGAAGUGGGGCCGUUUGACGACGGAGCAGCUGAAGUCAAUGGAUUUCACGCAGUCUAAAUGGGCCUUAACGGAAAAGCUGCUCAGCAUAUGCGAGGAAAAGGAGCUGGGAGUGAAACAACUCACAGACCUUGAGAUGAUACAUAUUAUUGACAAUCCAGACCAGGGCAUGUGGUAUGCCUUCCAGCUCAUGGACCCUGAAGAUGAUGCUCAAUCUGUAGAGCUGACGCAGUUUAAGGAACAAUUUAAAUCCCACCUUAGAGAGCUUGUGAGAAAUGUGUCUAUCAAAAUAAAGAAGCACACAGAUGAGGCUGUAUGGAUUCGUAUUGCAUGGGGAGACACGUUCUCUCGACCCAACCACCUCAAACCAACAUACGUUGUUCACUAUCUUCAAACCCCGUAUGUCUUUGUGACUAGCAUCACUUCAAAGCAGAAGCCUCCGUUAUCCCAGGCCUUGGUUCUGUCCACCAGAUAUCAAGCUAUCAAGGAUGCAAACCUCAGUGGACGUAAACUCACUGCCAUUAGGGACCUUCUGAUGAAGAAGUAUCAACAGGUGUUUCCCACCAAGUAUCCAAUUCCUCCUCCAGAAAAUCAAGCCAUCUCAAACCCACACAUAGAAAAAGAACAAGCUGAGCUUGCAGCAAACCGACUUCAGAUGGCCAGUGAGGCCUUUGGUGGCGGGGUGUUACCUCAGCUACAGUCUGCCGUUUACAAGCUGGAGACAAAAUUCAGAGACCACUCCAACAAGACCAUGACUGAGCGGGAGGAACCCUUCAGAUGUGUUGUCAAAUUUACAAGCACUAAUCUCCUGGAGUCAUUUCGACACUGCUCAUCUUCAGGAAUUGCCUCCACCCCUGUCACACCGCUGCUCUCAUGUAUCCCCCUAAAAGGAAGAAAUUAUUUUGUCAUCACAGACAAUGGUCCUGGUCCCUCAUCACAAACGUGCCAGCCACAGGUUUAAAGGAUUCACUGUGUGGCCUGUAAUGUCUAGUUCACCCCGUGGUUAGCUUUUAUCAACCCUGUCUGCUUAAUUGUUAACAUGUACUGACAUGUUGGCCAUAGAUUAUUUUAUUAUCUUUUGUUGUGUCAAAGUGGCAAAAUGUUAUUGCCAUGAAGUGUACAAAUUAAAUAAAAAGCAAGAUUUUUAACAUUCUUGUAUUUUCUUCAUGUAAAUUCUUCCCCACUGUAAUCAUGU
Molecule: messenger RNA, 1947 nt
Organism: Pungitius pungitius (ninespine stickleback)
Lineage: Eukaryota; Metazoa; Chordata; Actinopteri; Perciformes; Gasterosteidae
Gene: cenpn
Product: centromere protein N
Exons: 10
Coding region: 679-1713 (344 amino acids)
Biological process (GO): chromosome segregation; CENP-A containing chromatin assembly
Cellular component (GO): nucleoplasm
Source: RefSeq, a predicted model, not a curated record